AUGCCGCUCCCGGCGCACAUACAGUCCCGACGGGACUGCCUCACCUUCGUGGUGCUGGGGGCGACUGGCAAUCUCGCGCGACGUAAAUUGUUACCCGCGCUGUUCCAGCUGUACCUGACCGGGCACCUGCCCCCGCGGGCUAGGAUCGUCGGCGUGGGAAGGACCGAGCUGACCGACGAGCAGUUCCACGAGUUCGUCGCGGCUGCGAUACGCCAGGCCUCGAGCAUCGACGACGACGCCGCCGCCGCCGCGGAUGAAUCCCUUCGCGCGACGUUCGACCUGUGCGAGCGUUGGGAGGCGGAGAAUCCCGACGCGCCGCGCCGCAACCGCCUCUACUACUUCGCCAUGCCGUCCGAGCUGUACCCUCCGGUGGCGAACGCGGUGCACCGCGGGGGCAGGGCCGUGGACGGGGGAUGGACCCGUCUGGUGUUGGAGAAGCCCUUCGGAUCCGACGCCGUCUCGGCGGCGGCGCUCAACCGCCACCUGGCCAAGGCGUGGAAAGAGAAUUCGCUCUACCGCAUCGACCGAUACCUGGGCAAGGAGGUGAUCGAUAACCUGCUCGUCAUGCGGUUCGCCAACCGGCUGCUGACGCCCAUCUGGAACCGCGAUAACAUCGCGAACGUGCAGAUCAUCCACAAGGAACCGUUCGGCGCGAUCAGCGACUACUUUGACAGGCACGGCAUCAUCCGCGACGUCCUCCAAAACCACCUGCUCCAAAUCCUCGCCGUGCUCGCCAUGGACAGACCGGUCAGUUUAGACCCGGAGGACAUCAGGGACGCGAAGCUGAAGGUGCUGAGGCAGGUCGACAGGGUGGACGUCGAACACAGAGUCGUCGCCGGACAGUACGUCGCGCACGAGGGUAAGCUCGGGUACAAAGACAACCCCAGCGUCGCCGCCGAUUCCCGCGCGCCCACGUUCGCGAUGAUCGUCCUGAACAUCAGGAACGAGCGCUGGGACGGCGUACCUUUCAUCUUAAAGGCGGGCAAGGCUCUGAACGAGAAGCGGAGCGAGAUUCGCAUUCAGCUGAGGCAAACGCCGGGGGACAUAUUCGGCGACCAACCGGCGGCUGACCAAAACGCGUACGCCGGUCCGAACGAAUUUGUCCUCCGACUCCAACCCCACGAGGAGAUGUACAUGAAGCUCACGAUCAAGGAGCCCGGGCUUGGGGUCCAACCCGUUCCGAGCGAGAUGGAGCUCUCCGGCCGGUGGCGCGCGGAGCAGCUCCGCAAGGAAGCCGCGGGCGAGGCUCCCCGGCGAGCCUACGAGCGGCUCCUGCUAGACGCCGUGCACGGCCACCAGGCGCACUUCGUCCGCGGCGACGAGCUCGAGGCGGCGUGGUCCAUCGUCGACCCGGUGAACGCCGCGAUCGCGCGGGGUGACGUGCCCCUGCACGAGUACCCCUUCGGCACGCGGGGGCCCACGCAGGCGGACGCGCUGCGCGCCGCCGUUGGUCACGUUGCGUUUGUCGUCCCCAGAGACGGGGUGCACCUCAGCAGCGCGGAUGACCUGGCGAGCUACGACUUCUCGCCAAAGUACGCGUCGGUGCCGGUUGGGGACGUGUGGGGCAGGGCGAUGGACACCGGGCCGGGGUUGAUGCCGCCGACGCACCCGGCGUGA
Micromonas commoda is the source of this 1617-nucleotide messenger RNA. RefSeq lists its product with no specific name. Lineage: Eukaryota; Viridiplantae; Chlorophyta; Mamiellophyceae; Mamiellales; Mamiellaceae. Gene Ontology annotation, molecular function: glucose-6-phosphate dehydrogenase activity; NADP binding. Gene Ontology annotation, biological process: glucose metabolic process; pentose-phosphate shunt, oxidative branch. The record is from RefSeq and is a predicted model, not a curated record. The transcript has 3 exons. Bases 1 to 1617 code for a protein of 538 amino acids. Gene Ontology annotation, cellular component: cytosol.